Molecule: messenger RNA, 1479 nt
Organism: Saccharomyces kudriavzevii IFO 1802
Lineage: Eukaryota; Fungi; Ascomycota; Saccharomycetes; Saccharomycetales; Saccharomycetaceae
Gene: GND2
Product: phosphogluconate dehydrogenase (decarboxylating) GND2
Exons: 1
Coding region: 1-1479 (492 amino acids)
Biological process (GO): pentose-phosphate shunt; pentose-phosphate shunt, oxidative branch
Cellular component (GO): cytosol
Molecular function (GO): phosphogluconate dehydrogenase (decarboxylating) activity; NADP binding
Source: RefSeq, a predicted model, not a curated record
AUGUCAAAGGCAGUAGGCGAUUUAGGUUUGAUUGGUUUGGCGGUGAUGGGCCAAAACUUGAUUUUAAACGCAGCCGACCAUGGAUUUACCGUCGUUGCUUAUAAUAGAACGCAAUCAAAGGUAGAUAGGUUUUUAGCUGAUGAGGCAAAAGGGAAAUCAAUAAUUGGUGCCACUUCAAUUAGAGAUUUGGUUGCCAAAUUGAAAAAGCCAAGAAAAAUUAUGAUCUUGAUAAAAGCUGGUGCGCCAGUCGAUAACCUAAUAAAAGAACUUGUACCACAUCUGGACAAAGGCGACAUUAUCAUUGAUGGUGGUAACUCUCAUUUCCCAGACUCCAACAGACACUAUGAAGAACUGACCAGGCAAGGUAUUCUGUUCGUAGGCUCCGGUGUCUCAGGUGGGGAAGAUGGUGCCCGUUUCGGUCCUUCUCUGAUGCCUGGUGGAUCCGAAGAAGCUUGGCCGCAUAUCAAAGACAUCUUUCAAUCCAUUGCUGCCAAAUCCGAUGGCGAACCAUGCUGCGAAUGGGUGGGACCUGCCGGGUCGGGUCAUUAUGUCAAGAUGGUACAUAAUGGUAUCGAGUACGGCGAUAUGCAAUUGAUUUGCGAGGCUUAUGAUAUUAUGAAAAGAAUUGGCCGGUUUACCGACAAAGAGAUCAGUGAGGUGUUUGAAAAAUGGAACAAUGGUGUCUUAGAUUCCUUUUUAAUUGAAAUCACGAGAGACAUCUUAAAAUUCGAUGAUGUCGACGGUAAGCCCUUAGUAGAAAAAAUCAUGGAUACCGCUGGUCAAAAGGGUACCGGUAAGUGGACUGCCAUCAACGCUUUAGAUUUGGGUAUGCCAGUCACUCUAAUCGGUGAGGCUGUGUUUGCUCGUUGUCUAUCAGCAAUAAAGGAUGAACGCAAAAGGGCCUCUAAACUUUUAGCGGGACCAACGGUGCCAAAGGACGCAAUUGAUGACAGACAACAAUUCGUGUGUGACUUAGAACAAGCGCUCUAUGCGUCGAAGAUUAUUUCAUAUGCUCAAGGUUUCAUGCUGAUACGCGAAGCUGCUAGAUCGUAUGGGUGGAAAUUGAACAAUCCCGCGAUUGCGCUAAUGUGGAGGGGCGGCUGCAUCAUCAGAUCUGUGUUCUUGGCUGAAAUCACUAAAGCCUACAGAAACGAUCCAGAUUUGGAAAAUUUGUUAUUCAACAAGUUUUUCGCUUCUGCAGCCACGAAGGCUCAAUCUGGUUGGAGAAGGUCUAUUGCUCUUGCUGCAACUUACGGUAUCCCCACCCCAGCUUUUUCUACUGCCUUAGCGUUUUACGACGGCUAUCGAUCAGAGAGACUGCCAGCAAAUCUAUUACAAGCCCAACGUGAUUACUUCGGCGCUCAUACUUUCAGAAUUCUACCUGAAUGUUCUUCUGCCCACUUACCAGUAGACAAAGAUAUUCACAUCAAUUGGACUGGACAUGGAGGUAAUAUCUCUUCUUCCACUUACCAAGCUUAA